Drosophila yakuba is the source of this 417-nucleotide messenger RNA. RefSeq lists its product as uncharacterized. The coding region runs from base 106 to 381 and encodes 91 amino acids. The transcript has a single exon. NCBI's taxonomy places the organism in Eukaryota, Metazoa, Arthropoda, Insecta, Diptera, Drosophilidae. The record is from RefSeq and is a predicted model, not a curated record.
AUUAGUUGUCAAUUAACGGCAGGGAAAAUCCAGUUUACUUUUGAACUCCGUUUGGGCAUGAUUUUUGGAUAAAAAUUUCAGCAAAAUUCAAAUCGUUCGAGCACAAUGGAUGUGAAGCAGCAGUUGCAGCCGCAGGAUGGCAGCAAGGACUUCGAGCUGGAGGAGCACAUCGAGGACUUGAACCGAAACUCCAGCUUGACCACCGUGUGCAGCACAUUUCCAUUGACCUCGAGGAUCGAAAGCCACCAUCACUGGCAGCCGAUGGACGUCGCUAUUGGACAGGCGGGCCAUCUCUUGGGACGCGAAUUGGAAAUGGACAGUGAGCGAAUUGUCCAGCCGGCCAUGUCCAUUCCACUCGCCCUGAAUGCCAUACAUCCUUGACGACAAACGUAAUAAAUUUCACUUAUUGCCUAAGCA